CCCAUCUUCAAUCACUCUUCAUAUAUCUUCUUCUCUAAAUUCCUCCAUUGAUAAAGAUGAUCUUCUUCGUCGAUCCUGUUUAAUACAAGGGCUCGUAAUUCCAUCGGAUCUAUAUCGGUCAUCGCAAAGCUCGAUUCCUGAGAUUAGAGGAUCGGAGAAAGCUUCAUAUCUGAAAAGCAGAGCCAAUUGCAAAGUUAUCAUCACGCUUGUCUCUGCACUUUAUCAAGGGUUUUAGGACCUGUGAUCAUCCUAUUCGAUGGCUGAUCACCGGAAUAGUAAUGCCAAGGUUUCUAAUGACAAAGCAUCCGGAACAGCCAAUGCUUAUGCCAUCAAUUUGGAGAACUUCGGUAAAAGAUUGAAAACGUUAUACUCCCACUGGACUGAACACAAUGAUGAACUUUGGGGAGCUUCUGAAGUUCUUGCCAUAGGAACUCCUCCUCCAUCUGAGGAUCUGCGGUAUCUGAAGUCGUCAGCUUUAAAUAUGUGGUUAGUUGGGUAUGAAUUUCCUGAUACUAUCAUGGUUUUCAUGAAGAAGCAGAUCCAUUUUCUUUGUAGCCAGAAGAAGGCCUCCUUACUUGAAGCUGUCAAGAAAACCUCUAAGGAUAUUGUAGGAGUGGAUGUUGUAAUGCACGUGAGGUCUAAAAAAGAUGAUGGGACUGGUGCAAUGGAUGCAAUUUUUCGAGCUAUACAAGAUCAGUCAGAGUCAAAUGGUAAUGAUUUGCCCAUUGUUGGACACAUUGCGAGAGAAGCUCCUGAAGGGAAUCUUUUAGAGACAUGGACUGAGAAGCUAAAGAAUACACAAUUUCGGCUCUGUGAUGUAACUAAUGGAUUCUCUGACCUGUUUGCUGUCAAGGACACUGCUGAAAUUAUGAAUGUGAAGAAAGCUGGUUAUCUGACUUCAUCAGUGAUGAAGCAUUUUGUAGUCCCAAAGCUAGAAAGGGUUAUUGAUGAGGAGAAGAAGGUGUCACAUUCUUCACUAAUGGAUGACACUGAAAAGGUCAUACUGGAACCUGCAAAGAUUAAGGUGAAAUUAAAGGCAGAUAAUGUCGACAUCUGUUACCCUCCAAUUUUUCAGAGUGGAGGAGAAUUUGAUCUGAGACCAAGUGCAUCAAGCAAUGAUCAGAAUCUUUACUAUGAUUCGACAAGUGUGAUUAUCUGUGCAAUUGGUUCUCGAUAUAAUAGUUACUGCUCAAAUGUAGCUCGGACCUUUCUCAUUGAUGCCAAUCCAAUGCAAAGCAAGGCGUAUGAAGUCCUUCUGAAGGCCCAUGAUGCUGCAAUUGGAGCUCUGAAACCAGGAAACAAGGCUGGAGAUGUCUACCAAGCAGCACUCAGUGUGGUUGAAAAGGAGGCACCUGAAUUGGUUGCAAAUUUGACAAGAUCUGCAGGAACUGGAAUUGGGCUUGAGUUCCGUGAAUCAGGGUUAAACCUCAAUGGCAAGAAUGCUAGAAUGCUGAAAUCUGGCAUGGUUUUUAAUGUGUCUCUUGGGUUUCAGAAUUUGCAAACAGAGUCUAAAAACCCCAAAACUGAAAAAAUUUGUGUUUUGCUUGCUGAUACAGUUGUUAUUGGUCAAAAUGCUCCAGAAGUGGUGACCUCUAUGAGUUCCAAAGCUGUAAAGGAUGUGGCUUACUCAUUCAACGAGGAUGAAGAAGAAGAGGAGGAGCAGCCAAAGGUCAAAGCUAAGCCUGUUGCCGCCAAUGGACUCUCAUCCAAGGCUAUGCUUAGAUCAGUUAACCAUGAGACAUCAAGGGAGGAACUAAGGCGGCAACACCAGGCAGAAUUGGCCCGCCAAAAGAACGAAGAAACUGCACGGAGGCUCACAGGAGGAAGUUCUGGGGGCACAGAUAGCCGUGGUGCUGCGAAAGCCACUGGAGAACUGCUUGCAUAUAAGAACAUUAAUGAUCUGCCACCUCCAAGAGAGUUGAUGAUUCAGGUUGACCAGAGGAGUGAGGCUAUUCUUUUACCUAUUCAUGGAACCAUGAUUCCAUUCCAUAUUGCCACCGUGAAAAGUGUAUCUAGUCAACAAGAUACUAACCGUACCUGCUAUAUCCGGAUAAUGUUCAAUGUUCCUGGCACUCCAUUCACUCCUCAUGACACAAAUACUCUAAAGUUUCAGGGAUCAAUAUAUGUUAAAGAAGUUUCAUUUCGUUCAAAGGACCCAAGGCACAUCACUGAAGUGGUUCAACAAAUAAGAACCCUCCGCAGGCAGGUUGUCUCUAGAGAAUCAGAGAGAGCUGAGAGAGCAACUUUAGUAACACAGGAGAAACUUCAAGUUGCUGGAGCCAAAUUUAAGCCAAUCAAACUGUCAGAUUUGUGGAUUCGUCCAGUAUUUGGUGGUCGUGGGAGAAAGCUUCCUGGUACUCUAGAGGCUCACACAAAUGGAUUCCGGUAUGGAACUUCAAGGCCAGAUGAGAGAGUGGAUGUUAUGUAUGGUAACAUUAAACAUGCAUUCUUCCAGCCAGCAGAAAAGGAAAUGAUUACAGUCCUCCACUUUCACCUGCACAAUCACAUAAUGGUGGGAAACAAGAAAACCAAGGACGUGCAGUUCUAUGUUGAAGUGAUGGAUGUUGUGCAGACAAUUGGAGGUGGAAAAAGAUCUGCUUAUGAUCCUGAUGAGAUUGAGGAGGAACAACGUGAGAGGGAUCGGAAAAACAAGAUUAACAUGGAAUUCCAAACAUUUGUGAACAAGGUAAAUGACCUCUGGACCCAGCCUCAAUUUAAAGGGCUUGAUUUGGAAUUUGAUCAGCCGUUGAGAGAGCUUGGAUUCCACGGAGUACCCCACAAGUCAACAGCUUUUAUAGUCCCAACAUCUAGCUGCCUUGUUGAGCUCGUAGAGACGCCUUUUGUUGUGAUCACUCUCUGUGAGAUUGAGAUAGUCAACUUGGAGAGGGUUGGUCUCGGGCAGAAAAAUUUUGACAUGACAAUUAUAUUCAAGGACUUCAAAAGAGAUGUUAUGCGAAUUGAUUCUAUCCCUUCAACUUCCCUCGAUGGCAUCAAGGAGUGGCUCGAUACAACUGACCUUAAGUACUAUGAGAGCAGGCUGAAUCUGAACUGGCGUCAGAUACUGAAAACAAUUACUGAUGAUCCGGAAGAGUUCAUAGAGAAUGGCGGAUGGGAAUUUUUGAAUUUAGAAGGUACUGAUUCGGAAUCUGAGAACUCACAGGAGUCUGAUCAAGGAUAUGAACCUUCAGAUGUAGAACCUGUCUCGUCAGAUGAGGAAGAUGAUGAAAGCGCAUCACUAGUGGAGUCAGAGGAUGAUGAAGGAGAGGACUCUGAGGAAUAUUCAGAAGAAGAAGGGAAAACAUGGGAAGAGUUGGAAAGAGAAGCAAGCAAUGCCGACAGAGAGAAAGGAGCUGAAUCAGACAGUGACAAUGAUAGGAAAAGGAGGAAUAUGAAGGCUUUUGGGAAAGGCCGUCCUCCAGAGAGAAGAAAUCUCGGUAGCAUCAUUUCCAAGAGACCCAGGUUUAGGUAAAGAGUGUGAUAGCCUGCUAGACUGUCCUAGGACAUUAGUUUAUGCUACAUAAGCUCAUGACAAGCAGCUGUAAAGUAUUUACCCGACAACUGAGUUUAGACUUAUCUUCCUUGUAGAAUAGCUGUUCUCUCUUUCUGUGUUUGCAAAGUAGUUAAUUCGUGUAAAAUCAGAUUGUGCAACUUAUGUUGGGUUUUAAAUUUUGACCUUGUCCUUUUGUUUUUCAAAA
Solanum dulcamara is the source of this 3695-nucleotide messenger RNA. RefSeq names its product FACT complex subunit SPT16-like. Lineage: Eukaryota; Viridiplantae; Streptophyta; Magnoliopsida; Solanales; Solanaceae. The transcript has 3 exons. Gene Ontology annotation, biological process: positive regulation of transcription elongation by RNA polymerase II; transcription elongation by RNA polymerase II. Gene Ontology annotation, molecular function: nucleosome binding. Gene Ontology annotation, cellular component: FACT complex. The record is from RefSeq and is a predicted model, not a curated record. The coding region runs from base 257 to 3469 and encodes 1070 amino acids.